This is a messenger RNA of Colletotrichum acutatum, 1518 nucleotides long. RefSeq lists its product as uncharacterized. The transcript has 3 exons. The coding region runs from base 313 to 1458 and encodes 381 amino acids. NCBI's taxonomy places the organism in Eukaryota, Fungi, Ascomycota, Sordariomycetes, Glomerellales, Glomerellaceae. The record is from RefSeq and is a predicted model, not a curated record.
AGUGCGAGAGGAUGUCCAAUCAUCUUCAGAUGUCGAAUUUGCGUCGUGAAGUACUACGGUAUAGUCCUAUUGUACCUUCAGGCCAAAGUGAUGUGGGGCACGCAGCUGCCGUCGCCGGGCCUGACCCACUUCAGGUCUCCAGCUGCCGCCUGACUAAUGACGUCGAUUGGCUCGAGAUGGAGUCUAGUCCCUUUUAGGACUCUUCACUGGAACUGCUUGCUCUCACGGCGGGCAAUCCUCCUCACCACAUAACUCAUCAAUAGCUAGCUUCCUUGAUGUAAGUUCUUUGGGUUCAAAGCCCAUAUAACCAGAAUGCCGCUACACCUGCUGGGCAAGAAAUCCUGGAACGUCUACAAUGCGGACAACAUCGCCCGUGUCCGUCGCGAUGAGGCUGCCGCAAAGGCCAAGGAGGAGGCCGAGGAGCAGCGCAUGCAAGAGGUUGAUGCCGAGCGUCGACUAGCUAUUCUACGGGGCGAGGAGCCACCACCACUGCUGCCAACUGAGGAAACCCCUGACGAUGAGCCAAGACGCCGGGUCCGAGAUGCCGGUUCAUACGGCAGGGAGAGGAAGAAGCGCAAGCGCGCUGGCGAGGACGACACUGACUUCGAGUUACGUGUCGCAAGAGAGCGUUCAGGCGUCGUGCAAACAGCCAACGAGACCUUGCGCAAGGCAACCAGUUCUGCGCCGAUCGUAGAUGCAGCUGGGCACAUUGACCUCUUUGGCGAAGAACGAAAACAAGGGCGUCACCUCAAGAAUGAAGAGGCGGAGAAGGAGGCUGCAAAAAAGAAAAAGGAAAUCGAGGACCAGUACACAAUGCGAUUAUCAAAUGCCGCCGGCAAGGACGGCAUGGUUGGCCCUUGGUACGCAGCAUCUGGAUCAAGAGCUGAACUAGCAGAGCUCGAGCCCGCCGGCAAAGACGCAUUCGGCAACGAAGACCCAGGGAGGAAGAAAAGAGACGAACAGAGGAUAGUUGCAAACGAUCCUCUUGCAAUGAUGAAGAUGGGAGCAUCGAGAGUAAGAGAGGUGAAGAAGGAGCGCCAAAGAUUUGAAGCCGAGCGACAGAGAGAGCUGGAGCAGCUGCGCAAGGAGGAGAGACGCAAGGAGAGACACGAGCGGGGGAAACGAGAGCAACGGAGGGAUGGAGAACGCCACCCUCGAGAUAGGUCUCGUGAAAAGGAUGAUGGUGAAGCCAGAACCCGUUCGAGAAGGGACAGUGAACGCCAACCUCGGUCCAGUCGAGACGAGGAGCGUCCCCGGAGCAGGGACCGUCAUCAUGAAAAGAGAAGCCACAGACAUGAAAGAAGGGAUGAAAGCGAUAGGCGAUCCAGAAGAGAUGAAAAGAGCCGCCACGACAGAAGAGGUGAGACGGAGCAGGAACGAAGUAAACGAGAUUCUGAUUCACGACAACGAAAUGACCACCGGCGGCCUGGAGAACUUCGAAAAUCAAGCGAGUUUUAGUUACAGCAGUGAGGAUGGUAUAUCUAUCUACGAGAGAAGGGCAGAAAAUAGCUGUUCAUG